GCUCGUGGCCCGCCCUCCCGCGGCGCGCUGAGCCCGCAGUCCGGGGAGGCGGGAGGUCGCCAGGCCUAGAAAAGCGGUGCAGCGCCCGGUACCGCUCCCGCCGGUGGCCCCUUGCCUGUGGCGAAUCUAUCGCGGCGAAUGUGGGGCCGGGCCGGCGGGGACCGCCUGAGAGCGGCCGCGGGGCCGGUAAGGGCUGGGACGACUCCGGCGGGGGUCGGGCGGCCCGUGGGGUCCGGGGCGCCCGGCAAGGGCAGCGCCAGCCGGGGCUGCGAGACCGCCCGCCGGACUGCCCGCGGCUCGUGUCUGCCGUGCCCCGGCGAGGGUGACUGGGGACGGAUCCAGCUCCCUCUCUGCCACGGGACCUAAACUCCUGUCAGCGCCAGGCAGAGUUGUCGGCUCCGCGGUGAAGCCUCUGGGAAAGCCCUGUCAGAGAGGAGCCCCAGGGGACGCCCCUGACCGUCAGCCAUGGCCGUACCUAUCGCGGUUCUUGACUGUGACCUCUUGCUCUAUGGCCGCGGACACAGGACUUUGGAUCGCUUCAAGCUGGAGGAUGUCACGGAUGAGUACCUAGUAUCCACGUACGGCUUUCCCCGACAGUUCAUUUGCUACCUCGUGGAUCUCCUGGGAGCCACUCUCUCGCGCCCUACACAGCGGUCUAGGGCCAUCAGUCCCGAGACGCAAAUCCUUGCUGCGUUGGGUUUCUAUACCUCUGGCUCCUUCCAGACUCGCAUGGGGGAUGCUAUUGGCAUUAGCCAAGCCUCGAUGAGCCGCUGUGUUGCCAAUGUAACCGAGGCACUGGUGGAAAGAGCCUCACAGUUCAUUCACUUUCCUAAAGAUGAAGCUACUGUACAGACGCUGAAGGAUGACUUUUAUGGCCUGGCAGGAAUGCCGGGAGUGCUGGGGGUGGUUGACUGCACCCACGUGGCAAUAAAAGCGCCAAAUGCUGAGGACCUGUCCUAUGUGAACCGAAAGGGUCUCCAUUCCCUGAACUGCCUCAUGGUGUGUGAUUCCAGAGGAGUACUCCUUAGUGCUGAAACGCACUGGCCCGGCAGCCUGCCUGACUGUGCGGUGUUAGAACAGGCAACCCUCACAAGCCAGUUUGAAACUGAGCUUCAUAAAGAUGGCUGGCUACUUGGUGACAGCUCUUUCUUGCUCCGGACGUGGUUGAUGACCCCUCUGCACAUUCCUGAGACGCCUGCAGAGUACCGCUACAACAUGGCCCAUUCCGCCACUCACAACGUCAUUGAGCGCACGUUCAGAACCAUUCGGUCGCGGUUCCGCUGCCUCGAUGGCUCCAAAGGCACCCUGCAGUAUUCUCCUGAGAAGUCCAGCCACAUCAUUCUGGCCUGCUGCGUGCUUCAUAACAUCUCCCUGCAACAUGGGCUGGAUGUGUGGUCUGCACCAGCCACAGGACACAUGGAACAGUCGGAAGAAGAAUACGAGCAAAUGGAAUCAGUGGACUCGGAAGCCUGUCGUGUUCGUCAGGAACUUUUACUUACUCAUUUCAGCUAAUAUUGUGACAGAGAGAAGGCUUUUAACAGUUGAUCUGGGAAGUUAUCUGGAGCAAAUAUGCCCCUUCCUCUUCUUAAAGCCUGUAAAGACUUAAGCAGAUGUGAGACAAGAAGAAAUAUACUCUCUUCCUUUCAGGCAAAUUUCUGAACUUCUCUCAGUCUCUCCAGAGAUUGGAGAGAUUGGUUAAUUGGUACAUUUUUGUUGUCCUGAUGAUUAGAGGCGCCCCAUUCACUUGAGAACAACGACUAAUGUGACAACAGUGGGAAAAUUAGGGAAAUUGUCUUUUAUAGUGAUGGAAAAUUUGUAAAGCUUGCACUGUUUUACAAAUCAACUAUUCUAUUCCACUGUGUAACUCAAAACAUUUAUGACUGAUUUUUUUAAACAGUAUUUUGCACAAAUUAAAUUUCCACAUGAGCUCCUA
Molecule: messenger RNA, 1933 nt
Organism: Serinus canaria (Common canary)
Lineage: Eukaryota; Metazoa; Chordata; Aves; Passeriformes; Fringillidae
Gene: HARBI1
Product: harbinger transposase derived 1
Exons: 3
Coding region: 466-1512 (348 amino acids)
Source: RefSeq, a predicted model, not a curated record